Molecule: messenger RNA, 422 nt
Organism: Oryzias melastigma (Indian medaka)
Lineage: Eukaryota; Metazoa; Chordata; Actinopteri; Beloniformes; Adrianichthyidae
Product: DNA-binding protein RFX2-like
Exons: 4
Coding region: 42-422 (126 amino acids)
Biological process (GO): regulation of transcription by RNA polymerase II
Molecular function (GO): DNA-binding transcription factor activity, RNA polymerase II-specific; RNA polymerase II cis-regulatory region sequence-specific DNA binding
Source: RefSeq, a predicted model, not a curated record
UUUUCUCCCCCCCUCCCUCGCAGGCUACUUUGGAUGUGGUGAUGAAUCUCCAGUUCCACUACAUUGAGAAACUCUGGCAGACGUUUUGGUGUUCCACAGCGCCAUCUAGUGACGGAAGCACAUCCAUUCCCAGCAGUGAUGACGACAUGGAAGGUACUAUUCCCAGAGAGAAGCUCUUGGCUCUGUGUAAAUAUGAGCCAGUGCGACUGUGGAUGAGGAGCUGCGAUCACAUCCUGUACCAGGCUCUGGUGGAGGUCCUCAUCCCGGAUGUGUUGCGUCCCGUUCCCAGCACUCUCACUCAGGCCAUCAGGAACUUUGCUAAAAGUCUGGAGGGCUGGCUAACCAACGCCAUGACCAGCUUCCCGCAAGAGAUUGUUCGCACUAAGGUGCUACCUGCCUCAAAUUUUGCCACCGCCUUUUGA